This is a messenger RNA of Maylandia zebra (zebra mbuna), 1607 nucleotides long. Lineage: Eukaryota; Metazoa; Chordata; Actinopteri; Cichliformes; Cichlidae. The record is from RefSeq and is a predicted model, not a curated record.
AGCUGAGAGAGCAGGAGGAGAGUGAGAGCUGUGCUGAGGCAGACUAACUCCACCCUGACAUCAAGAAGAUGGAGGAAGAGGACGGAGCAGCAUCUGCAGCAUCCAGCUGUGUGUCUGUGAGGAGUGACGGAGUUACACAAACACCUCCACCUUACAGUCAUGGACCUGCAGCAAUAAUAGGUCAGAGGUCACAGUCUCCAGCACCCAGCUGUGUGUCUAUGAGGAGUGACUGGUCCAGAGACAGACCUCCAGGCUUCAGUAAUGAACCUGCUCCAACAAUGUCCUUCAAUCAUGGAGCUCAGCUGACCAUAGGUCAGAGGUCACAGUCUCCAGUAUCCAGCUGUGUGUCUGUGAGGAGUGACUGGUCCAAAGACAGACCUCCAUAUUUCAGUCAUGAACCUGCAGCAACAAUGUUCUUCAAUCAUGGAGCUCAGCUGACCAUAGGUCAGAGGUCACAGUAUCCAGUAUCCAGCUGUGUGUCUGUGAGGAGUGACUGGUCCAGAGAAAUAGAUCCUCCAGAUUUCAGUCAUGAACCUGCAGCAACAAUGUUCUUCAAUCAUGGAGCUCAGCUGACCAUACUGGCUGACUGUGGACUCUCAGGGACUCACUGUGAAGUUGUGGCCUCGGCUCUGAAGUCCAUCCCCUCCCAUCUGACAGAGCUGGAGAUGAGUAAGAACAAGCUGCAGGAUUCAGCAGUGAAGCUUCUGUGUGCUGGACUGGAGAGUCCAAACUGUCGACUGGAGACUCUGAGAUUGUGGAGCUGUGGUUUGUCAGAGAUCAGCUGUGAUUAUCUGGCAGCAGCACUGAAGUCCAACCCCUCCCAUCUGAGACAGCUGGACCUGAGAUACAACGACAAGCUGCAGGAUCCAGGAGUGAAGCAUCUGUGUGGUUUCCUGGAGAGUCCAGGAUGUAAACUUGAAACUCUGAGAUUGAAGAGCUGUGGUUUGUCAGAGAUCAGCUGUGAUUAUCUGGCAGCAGCACUGAAGUCCAACCCCUCCCAUCUGAGACAGCUGGAUCUGAGCGACAACUACAACCUGCAGGAUCCAGGAGUGAAGCAUCUGUGUGGUUUCCUGGAGAGUCCAGGAUGUAAACUUGAAACUCUGAGGUCAAUUGGUGACUGUGGUUUGUCAGAGAUCAGCUGUGAUUAUCUGGCAGCAGCACUGAAGUCCAACCCCUCCCAUCUGAGAGAGCUGGACCUGUACAAAAACAACAAGCUGCAGGAUCCAGGAGUGAAGCAUCUGUGUGGUUUCCUGGAGAGUCCAGGAUGUAAACUUGAAAGAUUGCUCAGUGAGCACCUGAGUGUUUCUGGGACAUCGGACACUAACUGGAACUUCAAGUCUGGUUCUGAAGCUGCACAUGCAAAGACUGUUUCUGGUUGUAGAGACCUGGCUGUUCCAGGGAUUGUAACCUCCCCAGAGGCUGAGCUGCUGACCUCAGCUGACUCUGGAGCCUUGAAGCCCAAAAGGCAUCCUGAGCUGGCUGACAGCCACCCACAGCUUCAGCUGCCUCAGCCAGGGGUCUCCACACCUGCUGGCCCUGCAUCUGCUCUGACUGGGGGCUCCGGAGAGCCGCGCCAGCCAUCCAUCUCUGCUGGGGCUCCUGUUUGA